Messenger RNA from Toxotes jaculatrix (banded archerfish), 438 nucleotides. It is a transcript of the gene rln3a, whose product is annotated as relaxin 3a. Bases 1 to 438 code for a protein of 145 amino acids. Gene Ontology annotation, molecular function: hormone activity. The transcript has 2 exons. Gene Ontology annotation, cellular component: extracellular region. The record is from RefSeq and is a predicted model, not a curated record. NCBI's taxonomy places the organism in Eukaryota, Metazoa, Chordata, Actinopteri, Toxotidae.
AUGUGGAAAGCUGUGGUGCUGGCUGUGUGCCUGCUGGUGGCUGGGGUUCAGCCCAUGGAGGACCCUACAUAUGGGGUGAAGCUCUGUGGUCGUGAAUUCAUCCGGGCGGUCAUCUUUACUUGCGGGGGCUCACGAUGGAGAAGGUCACUCAGGAGUGCAGCAGAGGAUCCAUUUAACUCCCAUCAGGAUGAGUCCUCAGAGGACUUGAGUCAAAAUUUGGUGGUGGAGAGUCUUCUCCAAAGGAACAGAGAUCUAAGCUUCACAUCUAGAGACAACCAGGAGGGAGCGUUCAGCAGGCCAACCCGCUCUUUCAUCACCGAGGAGAUACUGGAAGCCUUGCGCAAGGCUGACCGCAAGGGCCGGGAUGUGGUGGUGGGUCUGUCCAAUGCCUGCUGCAAGUGGGGCUGCAGCAAGAGUGAGAUCAGCUCCCUUUGCUGA